Messenger RNA from Cooperia oncophora, 489 nucleotides. NCBI's taxonomy places the organism in Eukaryota, Metazoa, Nematoda, Chromadorea, Rhabditida, Trichostrongylidae. The record is from the annotation of a GenBank genome assembly.
AUGUCGAGCGGCAACGAGGAAGCACAAUUGGCACAAUGCCAAGCCUAUGUACAGCGACACAAUAUUCAGCAACUUGUGAAAGAGGCUAUUGUUGCUCUGUGCAUUCACAAGCCCGAAAAUCCCGUUUUGUUUCUAAAGGAGCACUUCGAUAAACUCAACGAACAAAGGACAGAGGUACACAAAUUUUUCUCUCUAAUUAUUUUAUAUUCAAAUCUCGUUAAGAGCUUACUGAAGAUGUUUUUCCUUUGUCAUGUGCGUCAUCAUUUCAUCACGUAUUUCAUCGUUUUCUCCCUUUCAUUCUCAUUAAGGCUGAAAGGCCUGUUGUUUCGUCCUUCAAUAACAGGUCAUAUCAUUCAUGUCACUAUUCACUUAACUAAUUGUCGUCAAUACUUUCCUUUGGUCUUUGUGUUGUCUACGUUUUUCUGCAGAAUGGCGUGUACGCAUGGAACUCCGUGGUACUGUAUUCCUGCAUGCGUGCUACAUUUCUAA